AUGGAAUAUCUCUGCGCCUUCAAGUACAGAGUCUCAGGUCUAUAUCACAGCGUCAAUCUGCUGCUUAGUCCUUCUCUCAUCACAAAUACUGAUGAAACGUUCGAUGCCUCUGGAACGCCCAUAGAAACCCUUGUACGCUAUUUAUGGCGAUUCCAUCCAUCUUCAAUCGACGGGGCAGAGUCUCUCAUCAAGGUGAUUCUAGCUCCCGCUUUGGAUAUGUAUCCAGGAGUGACAUUUUCCAUGUUCGAAUGCAUCACCCUGAGUAUGUCGACAGCGUCAUUUCGCUUUCUAGUUGGGACCGUCUUCUUCCUGUUCCAGCCAUCAAACUCAGAGAGCCCCUUACAUACGCUGUUGGCCUCUGCUGCUGAUGCACUCUUUGCUAAGCAGUCGCAGCUGUCCAUAUCCGAAGUGAUACAGCAACUACCCCCUGGUCGUCGAAAUUGA
Molecule: messenger RNA, 444 nt
Organism: Penicillium taxi
Lineage: Eukaryota; Fungi; Ascomycota; Eurotiomycetes; Eurotiales; Aspergillaceae
Exons: 1
Coding region: 1-444 (147 amino acids)
Source: RefSeq, a predicted model, not a curated record